Messenger RNA from Gadus morhua (Atlantic cod), 1658 nucleotides. It is a transcript of the gene crebzf, whose product is annotated as CREB/ATF bZIP transcription factor. Gene Ontology annotation, biological process: regulation of DNA-templated transcription. Gene Ontology annotation, molecular function: DNA-binding transcription factor activity. The transcript is spliced from 3 exons. The coding region runs from base 263 to 1030 and encodes 255 amino acids. The record is from RefSeq and is a predicted model, not a curated record. Lineage: Eukaryota; Metazoa; Chordata; Actinopteri; Gadiformes; Gadidae.
GGUGAAAGAAGCACAGCAGCAAGAAUCCGAAGAAGAAGAACGCUGCCAACGCGGAAACCCUUGAAGUGCCAUUGUUCUCCACUUUCACCUUUUUAAUAUUUCCUUGACUUUCACUGAGAAGGUGGUUGUUUUUCACCAUAGAAGUCUAAGCUAGCAAUCUUAAAAACAUCCAGCAUAUCGGGCUUUGAUCCAGCGCGGUGAAGAUUCAGAGGGAUUGCAAACAACCUGGUGGAUAGUUAUCUUAUCUCAUACUUAAGCCACAAUGAUCACAAGGAGGAGAGGUUCAAUCAAGAGACAUGAGGUGCAGUCCCCUGAAUUCGAAGUCACAGAUGCUGUGGAGACGGUAGAUGAUCUGCCCUGCCUACAUGAAGAGGAUGACGGCACGGGAUUGGAGCUCGAUGAAUUGUUUGGUAUUGAUGACUUAAAAUGGACUGGCGAUAAUGACACAACCUCGUCACUCUUCGACGUGGGGCUGAACGACUGGGGUGUAUACAAUAUGAAGGAUGACGAUUCCAUGUUCGAAGCAUCCACAAGCCCAUCUCCAGAGAGAACGCCAUUCGAAGCAAGGUCUAAGAAAAGCGAGAACCGGGCUGGCUCCAUGGUUAACAAAAACGCCAUUGCCGCCAGAAUGAAUCGACUCAAGAAGAAGGAAUACGUCAACGAUUUGGAGAAGAAAGUUGGAUUGCUUUCGACCAAGAACCACAAACUGGAGCAGGAUAAUUGUGGGCUCAACAAGCGGGUGGAGGAGUUGGAAGAUGAGACCAGGUACCUGCGUGCCGUGUUGGCCAACGAGAGCAUGUUAGGCCAGCUCUUGUCCAGGCUAAGCGGUGUGAAUGGGAUGAAAUUAUCUUCCUCACUUUUCCAGGCAGCCAACCUAAAUGACCACGACUAUGCCCAACCCAGGAAGCGCAUCAAAGUGGAGGAGAAAGAAACAUCAGGCGGCAUCUGUCUCCACGUGGACAAAAACCAUGUCUCAGUGGAGUUCUGCACUAAGUGUGCAGAGAACGCAAGCGCAACGCUCAAAAUGUAGGGUCAAGUACUUAUCAUUGUUUUCAGAUUUUGAGAUGGAAAACGUAAACCCCGUAGUGAUCUUCAAGGGGUUGGCAAACACUGUUGAGUUUGCUUAGAUAUUGACAUAACUGUGCAUGUCUGUGUACAGUGUGAUGAAGCCAAUGAUUUUUUCUAAAGCACACGUUACUGCUAAACCUUGUUGACAGUUUUCUUCUAGGUAAUGGUUGAUCUACCAUGCGGGAUGAAUGGCUUUGAGAACACCUUUGCCUGCUUGACUCCAUGUGGAUUCUGCUGUUGGAAGUUGAAGAGCCGGGACAAGCUGCUGCCAUCGUGGCCUGGUUUAUUUUUUGAAAGGUAGUAUCGGUAUCGAUUGUUGUAAGUCUCUUCAUUAUACCAGAACUCACCACAUCCGUAGCAGCACACACAGUCCCCUGCUGCCUGGUGAAUCAGGAAUGGAUGAGGCUCUAAAGGCCUCAUUCACUACUUUGUAUAUACUGACAUUUUGGAAUGUAACAACUUAGAUUUUUCCAAAAUUUUGUAUAGUAAUGUGAAACAGAUUUACCAACUGUACAUAUAAUUUUGAAUAAGUUUGUUUUGAGAAAAUGUUCUUCAAUAAAUCCUAUUUUGAUCAUACCUUCACCUUAAAA